AUGUGCCCUAAUUCAAACAGGCAAGAUGCCUCUGUCACAAGCGCUGGCAACAACACCAAUGAUCAAGGGACUACCGGCAGGGCAGCUAGUGCUGGGGAGAAACUUAAUGAUCUCGAGGAAAUUUGUGCUGGCAAGGAGCAAGGUACCGGCAAAGAACAUGGUUCUGGCAACGCCCAUGGGUUUAUUAAUGAACAUGACAAACGGUCCACCAGACCCAAGCACGACGAGCAAGCGGAGUCGCAUGGGCUCUUUACGAGUGGAGAGCUUGCAGAGGCCCUCAGAGUGUUGUUCAACAAGGGCAAGAUAGACAUUUUUCGAUGUUCAUUAACGUCCGGCAAGCUUGAUCAAGUGAUUCAAACGCUACUCUUCACCUACGACUUGACCUCCCCUUUGAACAUGGACUACAUUGACACACCCACAGGCAAGAUCCCACGCCACUACGAGCUUGAAAUGCUUUUGAAACAAUGGUGCGCCAAGGCAGAGUUUGGAUUUUGGAAUUAUUAUUAUCCCAAUUACAUUGCCUAUCAAAGCAAAUACGACAAUGGUAACUUUGGAGGUGAGUUGGAGACAGUAGGUGAUGGCGGCAAGGAUGAUGCUGGUUUUUGA
Puccinia graminis f. sp. tritici CRL 75-36-700-3 is the source of this 606-nucleotide messenger RNA. RefSeq lists its product as uncharacterized. Bases 1 to 606 code for a protein of 201 amino acids. The record is from RefSeq and is a predicted model, not a curated record. NCBI's taxonomy places the organism in Eukaryota, Fungi, Basidiomycota, Pucciniomycetes, Pucciniales, Pucciniaceae. The transcript is spliced from 4 exons.